CUACCUUAUCCCUGUUUCUCCCGUCAUGCGUCACGGUGGUGGAUUUUGUUGUCAAGGCAACGCCGGGAACAUACAGAACAGAGAAAGCGCGAAGAUGGCGACGCGAAUAACAUACGGCCGGCGAGAGGGAAAAUUACGAGAUUACGGAGAGCCCCAGAUUAGCAUUAUUCCGGAGGGGAUGACCGAAAGAGAUGUCACUGUCAUACAGCCUAAAGACUGGACUCGCAUACAAAACAGUCUUGCACGCUAUAACAAGGAUGUGGCCAGGCAAAAAGCAAUCAAAGAGGAAAAACUGGCCUUGCAUAAUAUCUCCAACGAAAUGGUCAAACACUGGGAUAACACGAUCGAGGGUCUGAGAAAUAAGAAACUCCAAGCCAGAAAAAUAAGAGAGGAGAAAGAGGAGGCUGAGCGAGUAAAAAUUGACAUUGAAGAAGCUAAGCACCAAGCGCAAAAGAGAAAAGAAGCAAUUGAGAAAGCCAAGACUCAGCAAUACUACCAAACAGAUCGUGUGAAGACUUUCCAUAGUGCAUUGUUGUUAACUGAAGUCAUGAAAGAGAGAGAGGCUCAAGUCAAGAUGAAAAAAGGGCAGACGAAUGCAGAUAAAAUACGGGAGGCACAUGUCCUAAGACUCCAGCAAAGGCAAUUCGAAGAAGCUAUUAGGGAAGACCAAAAGAGAGCACUUGAAAGAUAUAAUGCCCGCAGAGAGGUUGCAGAUUUUCAGCUUUUCCAAGUAAAAGACCACAUUGAGGAAAAUCAUCUAGCUAAAGACAUGGACAUGCAAGAGGGACAGAACAUCAAACAACAAGUGGAUAUGUAUGAGUCAGCAAAGAAAAUUAUUGAAGAACAAAGAAGACAGGAAAAGAUUCAGUUGAUGAAAGACCACCAGUCUCAUUUGUCCAAACGCAAGGAACUGCAAGAAUUUGAACGCAAGAAGCAAGAGGAAGAAGAUGAGGAGAUUAGGCAAUUUGUUUAUGCAAAGAAAAAAAUGUCGAAAAUGCGCAAAGAAAAAGAAACAGAGCUAUUCAAUGCCUUCCAAGACCACACUAAUAGGAUGCGACAGAAGCUUGCUGACCAGAUGCAGCAGAAAGUGGAUGAUGAAGAUGAGCGAAUCGCCAAGGCUCUGGCUGAAAGAGAAGCCAAGCGAGAAGCUGAAGAAAGAGCCAAGUUUGAGGCAGACAUGAAGGAGAAGAGAGGAAUUCAUGAGCAUCGUAUCUCUAUGAUGAGGGAAAGUGAAAGAAAGGCAGCAGAAGAAGCCAAGAGAGACCAAGAAAUCCUCAGAAAGCGUGUGGAGUCAGAUAAACUGUACCAUGCAAAGCAAGUUGAGAAAAAGCUAGAAAAACUUCACGAGACAAAGAAUUUGAAGACGUUCCAGAUGGAUCAAGUGGGUGAACGCAAGGUUCGUAAAGAACAAGAAAAAGUGUCUGACCUGAAGACAGAUCUCGCAAAUGACAUGCUCCUGCGAGAAGAAGAACUUCAGUUCCAAGAAUACGCCCAGCAUGUUAUAUCCGAGGAGCGUAAGCGAGGGCGUAACCCUUACCCCCUCAUCAAGGCGGCUCAGGAGGGACCCGGAGGGGGAAGGGGUCCCAAGUAUGAGGGCAAGAACGGACUUAGACCAAGCUUCCUCGUCAGUGAUGGUACUGGUGUCCAGUUACCCAAUUACGCCAACGCCACCACGCAAGGAAGCCAUACGCGCAUUUACGGAGACCCAGGAAAAAGCCGUAAACGACUUGGAUUUACUUGGUAGAAGAAUUCUACACUGGAAUUUAAAAUUUGUAGUAGAAACAAACAAGAUAUGUUUUGGGGAUUUAGUGCUGAUGGGAAUGUUUUUAUACUCUGUAUAUACAACUAAAAGUUUGGUAAAUGUAAAUAAAUGAAUUGCUACUACA
Messenger RNA from Nematostella vectensis (starlet sea anemone), 1886 nucleotides. Its product is annotated as protein CFAP210. The record is from RefSeq and is a predicted model, not a curated record. Lineage: Eukaryota; Metazoa; Cnidaria; Anthozoa; Actiniaria; Edwardsiidae. The transcript has 15 exons. The coding region runs from base 26 to 1744 and encodes 572 amino acids.